Spirodela intermedia is the source of this 3516-nucleotide messenger RNA. The record is from the annotation of a GenBank genome assembly. NCBI's taxonomy places the organism in Eukaryota, Viridiplantae, Streptophyta, Magnoliopsida, Alismatales, Araceae.
AUGGGGGAAUGCGCGACUGUUCGGCUGUGUCUACCGUCUCUCGCCGACGAUGACCCCCUCUUCUCGAAAAAGAUGGUUCCUCUUUUCCUCUCUCUCUCUCCCUCCCUCCCAACAUCCCUCUACAUAUGCCUUUUUGUUGAGAUUGGGGGAGGUUUAUCGUGUGUAACUCGCCUUGCAGAAGCUGCUCUCGGCAAGGAACCUAAGUUCGGAGCUCCAGUUGAGGCAGGGUUUAACCAAGGAAGAGGUGCUCAUUGGACUGGGUCGGCUGGUCCAGUGUGCUAGAAUUCUUCUUUUGGAUGAGGUGAGAUGAUUGCUCUCAAUCUUCUUCCUAUCCCGUUUCUGUUGCCAGAGGGCUGAUGACUGUGGUCAUCGGUGUCUGGCCUUUUGGAGGCGAUGAAUGAUACUUUUAUUGAUUAAUACGUGCAGGUAGAGAUCUACUUCGUGGAGGGCGAUGACUCUGGUCCUUUUAGCCCGAGAAACGAGAUCGAGUCUCUCAAUUUGGUUCUCUCGGCAAUAGACGAUUCUUUUGAAGGUACCCUUGGCGUCGCGGUGGAAGUAUUAAAAUUUUUGAAGGAGGCUACCCUCGAAAUGAUCGGCAAGAUUGGGGCUCAAUGUACCGACUACGUGAUCAGUGAGGAGUCUAAUUCUACUGUCGAAGAGUUGCUGAUUAAAUGGGGAAAGGAGCAGGGUGUAAAGACGAAACUAAGGAUAUUUCGUGAGUCCCCUCGCACGUUUCAACUGGUCCAUUGAAUUUUCCUUGAUGCUUUCUUGAUCAUUCAUUUGUCGAUCAUUGAUUUUUCUAUCCAACGACAUGAUAUUUUUCGAUGACCUCAUUAAACAUUCCUUAUUUGUUUCUAAAACGUCCAUAUAUUUUCUAUCAUUUUCAUUAAAUAUUGUCUGUUGUAGAUUUCGAAGGAGCUGGACGAGGAGCAGUGGCAUCACGCGAUCUUGAUGUUGGGGAUAUCGCAUUGGAGAUCCCUGCUUCUCUCAUUAUCUGUGAGGAGCUGGUUUAUGAAUCUGAGAUGGUAAUCCUCUGGAGUCAUGCCUGCAGCUGUCGGUGUGAAUUAAUUCAACUUCUUUCCAAUGAUAAAUCUUAGAGACCUUUCUUUGGUUUAAAUAUCAUAGCAUGCCUUCGUAUGACAAAUACCUACUGUUAAAUCUUCUGACAACUGUAAUGCUUCCUUGAAAACAUUGCCUUAGUUACAUACAUGUUUUUUUUUUUCGGUCGAAUGAUUCAUAGAUUCUCAUUUCUCUCCUUCCUUGUGCUUCAUAUUGUUGCCGCAUCAUUAGGCUCGAAAGCCAUUUUUCGAAAUUAAUGUAUUGUCUUCUUUUUAGUAAUUAAAAACUCAAUCAGCGAAGAUAUGCUCUCACUUUUGGAAACAUUUGCGCUGUAAAUUUAAAAUUUAGCUAACUUAUACUUAACGUGGAGGCUAUGUCCUUUCACAAAGCAGAUAAAAAGGAUUGAUCAUUUCGAUAUUGUAUGCAGAUUUAGUUGAUUCAUUGACAGGACAAAUACGUUCAGAGAGUAAGAUUUUUCUUCACUUGAAGUAGGGCCAUCAUCAAGAGAAUGUCGAGUCUUUACCUUGGAAACCAGAAGGAUUUGAGACCCCUUGAUUCGUUUUCCUUGGCGGAAGGAAAUUACACAACUGAUUCAUAUUUCCUUUUUUGUGAUAAAAUCUUGACAUGUUCAAAAAUUGAUUUAAGAUAGAAGUGUUCAUAACCAUCUGGUUUGUUGCAACUAAGGGCGUGAAGAGUUUUACGAUUAUAGUUUUCUGUCCCCAACCUGAUCUAUAUAUAUAUAUAUAUAUAUAUAUUGGAUUGUGCCUCUAUCCUCCGAGUGCUCAUGCCAGAUGUUGAGUAAUGCUUCAAUUAUCAACACAUUAACUUCUCUCGCCACUUGGGUAUCCUGUAGUUUGGCAUACUAAAGAACUUGGACGGCAUCUCUUCUGAAACAAUGAUGUUAUUGUGGACCAUGAAGGAGAGGCACAAUCCAGAUUCGAGAUUCAAGGUCUACUUUGAUACGCUUCCCACGGAAUUUAGAACAGGUGAUGGUAUAAACUCGGCCAUUUAUAUCCUCUUAUGAACGAUCGAUCUUUUCUUAAUCCCCAAAGAGAGUCGUGUGUAUUUCUUCGUCUCAGUGGCGAAUAUUCUCUCAUCUUUACUAUGUUUGGAAGCUAAACGACACAAAUAACUCGUUCAUAAGAUCAUUCGAGUUUUUUUUUUUUUCCGCCGAAAAUAUUUGGUAGUAAUCCCAUUCGCAUUUAACACAUUAGAGAUUGCCCUUUUAACCUUACAGGAUUGAGCUUUGGAAUCCACGCUCUUGCUGCAUUAGAGGGAACCAUGCUCUUCGAGGAACUAGUUCAGGCAAAAGAGGUUGACCCGGCCCCCCCCUCUCUCUCUCUCUAUCUGUGUUCUCACAUCGGGGGAUUCUCUCUGCUCAUCUUCUUCCAUCUCUGUCUUUCAGCACUUGCGCCACCAAUACGAUGCAUUAUGCCCCGCAUUAUGCGCUGAUCAUCCCAAUGUUUUUCAAUCAGACAUGUAUACAUGGGAUCAGUUCGUCUGGGCAUGUGAGCUCUGGUACUCAAACAGCAUGAAAAUCGUAUUCUCUGAUGGCAAGCUGAGGACUUGCUUGGUUCCCAUCGCGGGCUUCCUCAAUCACUCGGUACAUGCCAUCUUACUCACUAGCAAGUGGAUGACUAUUUACGUUGGUUUUAGGCUCCCCAAUUCAGAAUCCUUCCUGCUCUGCAGCUCUACCCUCACGUGACCCGAUAUGGAAAGGUUGACCCGGCAUCGGAUUCUCUGAGACUGAUCUUAUCGAGACCAUGCGACAGAGGGGAGCAGUGCUUUCUCAGCUAUGGGAGCUUUCCUAGUUCUCACCUGGUCACUUUCUACGGCUUUCUCCCGCGAGAUAUGCACCGGAACCCGUAUGACGUCAUCCCUCUGGGUAUAUACUCCUGCUCUUUCCUUAUUCGGGUGUCUGAAUCGAUGGGUAAGUGCCCAAGGAAUGUCUUCUUCUUCCCUGUGCCUGUCGUAGAUUUUGAGGAUCUUGUGGACAAGGAGGGCGACCAAGGGCCCGGAGUUGACGGCGGCUGGUCAACCCACAUGGUCCGCGGCACGUGGUUGUCCAAGAGCAAGGCCCCCCCCAACUACGGACUGCCGCCGCCGCUGCUGGAUCAUCUCCGAUCAGUUCUCAGAGCCGAGGUCAACGGUGAAACCGAGAGGGCGGUCCUUGAAGCGGCCCUGUCCAUAUUUAGUCCUAUGUUGGAGGGGAUCGGAGCGGACGAUAUAGACAGGUUUUGGGCUUCUUUCGGACGACCCACGUGGCUUGCACACGUGGAAACUGCGCCGCCAUUCCCUUCUCUCCCAUGGUGUCUCUGACGACGCUCUUUCCUCCACAGGGACGGAGCUAGCUGGGACGUGAAGCUGGCCCUGGAUUUCGUUGACUUGCAGAGGAAGAUCAUCUCUUCGGUCGUGGCCUCUUCGUCCCUCGCCCUCCAGUCACUGGGACCUCUAUAG